Molecule: messenger RNA, 832 nt
Organism: Umbelopsis ramanniana AG
Lineage: Eukaryota; Fungi; Mucoromycota; Umbelopsidomycetes; Umbelopsidales; Umbelopsidaceae
Exons: 3
Coding region: 42-749 (235 amino acids)
Biological process (GO): intracellular protein transport; clathrin coat assembly; clathrin-dependent endocytosis
Cellular component (GO): plasma membrane; clathrin coat of coated pit; clathrin coat of trans-Golgi network vesicle
Molecular function (GO): structural molecule activity; clathrin heavy chain binding
Source: RefSeq, a predicted model, not a curated record
CAACCAUUCAAAUCCUUGCUCUGCUUUUACUUGUAACCUAAAUGUCUGAUUUUGGUGACUUCAACUCCUCCAUGGAGGAUCCUACCGCUGAUUUCCUUGCUCGUGAGAAGGCUGCUUUGGGAGAUGAUGCCGAUUUAUUCAACAACGACAUUCCAUCUUUCUCUUCACCAGCACCUAACCAAGUUCCGCUCCCGAGCGUCACUCCAACUGAGCAGCUAGAAUCAAGAGCUUUUUCACCAUCAUCGCAAAACAUCCUUAGCCCUCCAGCUGCUAGUUUCGGAUACACCUCACCUACACCUGCUGGCGAUUAUUCUGCCUUUGAAAAUGAGUUUCCUGCUGCUGAAGAACUUGAAACUUCUCAGGCAUUUAUCAACGCCAGCACCAUCCCGGAUGUUGAACCUGAGGUGGUUAAGCAGUGGCGUGAAAAGCAAAAGGAACUCAUCGCCGAAAGAGAUGCUGAAAGUGAGGAAAAGAAGCAUCAGAUUGUCCAAAAGGCACGUGAAGCAAUCGACGAGUUCUAUGAAGAUUAUAACGACAAGAGACAGAAGGCUAUUGAUCUCAACAGAGAAAAGGAAGAGAAUGAACAACAGGAACGCGAAAAGGCGGCAUCUGGCACUGUUUGGGAGCGUAUUUCACGCGAAAUCGAUUUCAAGUCCAACUCCAGCACUCGAGAUGUUAGCAGGAUGAAGCAAUUGAUGACGGACCUUAGAAAAGAUUCACGGGCUCCAGGAACCAUUGUAGACGCAUAAAUAGUAUGUUACGAGUGUUAUAAUACCUGCCAUAAACUCUUUUUAAAUUUAGUGCUGGUUUCAAAUCGAGCCUGUCUUCCUAC